Molecule: messenger RNA, 4535 nt
Organism: Onychostoma macrolepis
Lineage: Eukaryota; Metazoa; Chordata; Actinopteri; Cypriniformes; Cyprinidae
Gene: srrm4
Product: serine/arginine repetitive matrix 4
Exons: 13
Coding region: 656-2395 (579 amino acids)
Biological process (GO): regulation of RNA splicing; mRNA processing; neuron maturation
Cellular component (GO): nucleus
Molecular function (GO): mRNA binding
Source: RefSeq, a predicted model, not a curated record
ACCCCUGCCUCUUUUGUUAUGCUGAUUAAGGCAACAGGCACCGUCUUUUGUUCAAGUCAGAGGACGCGAGAGAGAAAGAGAACGAGCACGGAGGGAUGGUCACGCUCUCUGUGACCUAUAGUCUUCUCUUCUUUAACGUCACAAGGUGCGCGCAACAAAAACGAGCCAGCAUCAGCUGAGUUUCUCACAUCGCGACGCGAGCGAGCUGAGGUUGUCACAACUCUUCCGUUCACAUACGCUGGCACAGGACUUAUGCACGCUCGUUUAUGUAAUUUCUAACUGCCAGUUCAAUGCAUAUUGUAAAAAAAGCGAUUUAGCUAGGUGGGUUCCGACUCUUAAACUGACUUGAAAGCGGGAUGCGCGAAAAGGGACGCAGACGCAAUACAUAGAAGCUGGCCGCCGUCGUCAUGCAACUGAUGGGGGAAACGUAAAAACGGACUCUGAGGAGAACUUAAAAGGACUCUUAACAUAAGAAAAGCACAAACACCGGGAAAAGGAGCUUCGCUGCCUCAAACAAUCCGCUGGUUUCAGAACUUGGACAGCUCCCUCGUUCAUCCGCCUACACAAAUCGACCGUGUGAGGAGGAUUCAUCGAAACUACAGCGCAAAACCGACUCGGUUCCUCUCGGUAUUCUCCCCUAAAACAUCGUGACGCCAUGGCAGGUGUACUUCAGGGAGAGAAGCAGCUUUUUGAGAAGUUCUGGCAGGGCACGUUCAAAGCCGUGGCGAUGCCGAGACCCGAGAGCAUCAUCGUCGCCAGCAUCACCGCGCGGAGAGCCGUGACAAAAUUGGAGACAGCAGUUAGCCUAGCCCCUAAAGACGAUGAGGAGAAAGCGAAAACGAAAGAUGCAGUUGCAAAAACCCGUGAGAAAAAUGGACAUGUGAAACGCAGAGGACGUAAACGCCACAGCCACCGUCGAGCUCGCAGUGUCUCUUUUGAUGCUGAUCUUUCCCCUCGGCCGGUGCCUAAAGCAAAGAAAAAGAAGAAGAAGUCACAGAGAAAGAGGAGGAGACACAGAUCUCCCUCCUGCAGUCCAUCACCUGUGAGGAAGAAGAAGAAAAAGAAGAGCUCAAAGAAAAGGAAGCGACAUAGGUCUGCCUCAAGGAAGGGACGACACAGUGGCUCGAGUCCCAGACGUAAAAGAAAGGUGGACAAAAAGCAUAAAAAGAGGGCAAGGAGCCACUCUCAUCGCAGACACCGGCGCCGGAAAGCAGAAAUUAGGAGUUCUUCCUGCAUGGAAAACAGAUAUGAAGAUUGUGAAAAAUCUGGUUUGCAAGAUGGUGGCCAUUCAUCAGCUGUCCAUGGAGGCAACGCAUGCAGGUCGGCAGUCAAGCUGACCAGUAAAAUCUCCUCUAAGUGCUGCUGCCACUUUUCUGAACGCACCGUCUCGCCAUCACGUUCUGGGGUUGAGGGUUUAAACAAAAUGGUGAUCGUCCAGGACUCGAUAUCCAAUAAGGGCAAAGGCCAUGCAGAUUACGAUUCGGGAAAUGACACGUCCUCUCCACUGUCAAGUAAAACGGGCAUCACAAAGUCAAAGGUGUCCGGAAACGGAAAGUUCUCAUGUCAGGAUCUAACAUCUCCUGAGAAGCUAAGGCUAGCCGACAGGGACAAUGCCUCAGAUUCAGGCAACUCUCUAACCAGCUAUGACUCUCUGAGUAAACCAGUGCUCAAAGAAAACACCCUUCACAGCUCUGUCUUCAACAAGCUCAAAGGUGAAGAAGCGGGUAGGUGCUCUGAUUUGGAGAAGACACAGCCCCUGGGUGUCGUCACUGAUAAGAAUCAGAGUCCGUCGUAUGAUAGAUAUCAGGAUCGAGCGAGGUCCCGCAGCAGAAGCAUAUCAUCCCAAAGCAGAUACUCAGGGCGCUAUUCCAGAAGCCGAUCCCUGUCCUCAGGGAGGAGAUCAUAUUCCCGUUCAUCCAGUUACUCUCUGGAUUCCCGGAGAGACAGUCUGUCUAGUGCGAGCAGUUACCGCAGUUUAAAUCACUCACGGUGCACACUAGACAGGUUUCGAAAGCGGAAAAGACACUGCAGUUCCUGCAAGAGCAGAAAACACAGCAGGAGAAGACCUUGUUCUCCAAUGAGGAAGAGAAGAAGAGAUUCCCCCAGUCACCUGGAAGCCCGUAGAAUUACAAGUGCGAGAAAGAGGCCGAUCCCUUACUACCGUCCCAGUCCCUCCGUCAGCAGCCGCUCCUCCAGCCUCCUGUCCUGGCAUCUGUUUUCUCUCAAUCGCAGUCGAACUCGCAGCCGUUCACGGAGUCGCAGUCGCAGUCACACUUACUCGUCAUACAGGAGCUACAGUCGCAGCUCGUCGUGGAACUCUAUGUACAGCAGACGCAGUCGCAGUCGGAGCAGAAGCUAUGACUCAGUAGUGAGCUACAGCAGAGCCCGUCGCUAAUUUACAGAAGAGCCAGAUGCCAGAACGCUGAGCUACAGCACAAUCCCAGGACCACAUCUCACUGUAACUGGAAGUGAAAUGGAGCAGCGCUGAGAACAUGCUGUGCUUAGAUGUGGAACACCAGGCAGCGACAGGAUCAUCUGUUCAGUGUCAGAUAAGACUGAAGCUUUCCAUAUUGUUGUGUACUAAACUGUGUGCUUUCAUCCAUCCCGCUCAAAGGAAAACGUGUCUAUCAAUCACAAAGCCUGCUGUUGUAGGAAAGACCGGACUGGGAGAUUCAAUAUGUGCGCUGCAAUCUGUGAGUUCUGCUAUACCUUGUUUUGCUCAUAGGUGUGAGGAUAUUGUUAGUCGUUUAUCAAAACAGACGUGGUAGAUAAAGAGCAGGGUCACUCACCAGACGCUCAUAGCCUUGACCGUUAAAGCCCAUGUAUGAAUCUAUUGUAUUUUUCUAGUGUUUUUUUUUUUUUUUUUAUAGGGGAUGUCAAAAGCGCUUGAGGAGAAAGAUUUAUUGCUUCCAUAACAGCUGCUUCUGUGUUGCCCACACCUUCGCUUUGAAAAAUGUGCCAUCCAAAUCGGCCCCACUGGCAAACGCACACCCCAUCAGCCCAAAUGCCAGCUUUAUUUAUCUUCUGUUGAACUGGAAAACAAUUCAAAUGUCAUUGGCUGUGAUGGAGAUGAUGAUGGUGGUGGACAAUCAAAAUGCAGCGGAUGUGCUCCACUGGUGGGAACGGUUUUGUGGAUCCGGGUGUCUGUACUGUGUUACCAAAUACGUUAACGUACAUACUAAUCUUUCAGACCUCAAGAGAUAGAAAGAUAUUUUUAUCUGUAGGAUUCGAGGCUGCGUCUGAGCGAACAAAGAAAAGGUGCGUUUUCCCCGUCCUGUUGUUUCUGAGAUUCAAAGCACUGCUGUAAUUAAUUAUGAUGAUUAUUGUUAUGUAAUUCUCGAAAUGCACAACCCUUGAGCCGUGUUAACUUGUAUAUUAUUUUUAAAAUAUUUAUUAGUUUUUUUGUAUUUUUAUCUUCUGAUUGUGCGGUUCCAAUAUUUAUUAUUUAGAUCUCUUGAAUUAUUUAUAAGGUAAGACCUUUGAUAUUCACAUAGAAAAACUUUUUUGCUUGUAUCAUUUAUUUCUGAAUUGUUUCUGUUUGUUUUCUUCAAAACCCGUUUAAACAUCCAGUCCCGCACUAAUUAAAUCACACACGAUGAUGUUUAUAAAUAUGAAUGUCUUAUAAAGCAUAUUUAUUGGUUGCACGUCAGUGCAACAGCAGAGAAACUAUUACAGAAAUGAAGAUGGCUGUCAUAAGAAAUCAGUCAGAGUGACUAGACCAAGGAUUUUUUUUCAAAGGAUCAAAGAUGUAUAUUUGGUGUGCCAUACCGCUUCAUGAAACGGCGUGUAAAAAUCAUUACCUUCAUCAUGACAGAUGAUGGCAGCUUCUUUGUUUCUGUGUCAUAAAGUCUAUUGGAGUGCUUGUUAAAUGAAGGCAUGGUGAUCUCUAUGCACUGUACAUUAUUAGCUGUCUGACUGUUGUGAAUUCUGACACUUAUAAUAAGUUGUAGACGAAAGAUGAAAAGUGUAUCACAAAUGUUUUAUCUUCCUGAAUUCAUCUUGUUCUCUCGUCUCAAACCGUAAAUGAGUUUAGUAAAUGAUUAUGUAAAUCCGUUGUGUAAAUAUGCCAACGUUUAGUGAGGCAAUAUUAGGCAUGGGCUUUAUUUAUUGAGAUGGAGUUGUGGUACUGACUGUUUACAAGGCUGGCUUUCUAAUUUACAUAAUUUGCAUUCCCUCUAAAAAACAAAACAUGCUGAAAUGUUGCCAUGAAUCCAACCUAUUUCACUGAAUCUGGCUUCUGUAAGUGCGUAAAUUAUUGCAUUUAUUUUUGCACAGAAUGAGUGGUGAAGAUGUAAAACAAGCAAGUCUGUGUUUAGCGCAAAGUUAUAAUUCUCAAUGCAGGACGCCAGGCUGGAAGAUUAUGUCUAGAACAAUCCCCAGUUUCCCCUAUUCUACAAUGUAUAUACACUGUUGUCUAUGUGCACAAGAAUAUCAAUGUCUCCCUUGCUAAAGUAAAUUAAUGACUAGCUCUCUGUGGUCUGAAUAUGUAAUGAUAUUCGAAGAGUUCUAAAUAAAUUAUUCAUCUAAUUAAUUCA